AUGAUCAUGAGCUCGUAUUUGAUGGACUCUAACUACAUCGAUCCGAAAUUUCCUCCUUGCGAGGAAUAUUCACAAAAUAGCUACAUCCCAGAACACAGCCCUGAAUACUACAGCCGCACGAGAGACAUUGGCUACCAGCAUCCCCACCAGGAGUUGUAUCCUCCGCGAGUGACCUACCAGGAGCGCCCGUAUAACUGUGUAAGCAUCCCCGAGCCCGAGCCCCAGACUGGCCAUGGGCUUACACACUCGGGGAAUCUGCUCGCAGGGAAGGUACAGACAGCUCCACGUGAGCCCUUGCCACUGUUACCCACAUCCCCUACGUCCCCACCGACUGCGCCGCCUGCCUACAUCCAAGCCACCCCGGAGCAUCCCAUCAGCUCUACCUCGGCUAAGCAGCCUGUAGUGUACCCAUGGAUGAAGAAAAUCCACGUCAGUACCGGUAAGCAAUCUGUGUUGUUAUUCUCAUAACUCGCUCUCCCUCCCUCUCGCACACUCUCUUCCCCUAUUUCACCCCUAUUUUACCUAGAUCGCCCGCCUCUAUCCGUCUCGUGCUAUGUAAGUUGUGAUAGAGCAGCCCCUUUGAAAUGGCACAUAUGAGGAGGAUUUACGAGUCAGCAUUGGCAAUUACACCCGCCAUAAAUUUUAUAGCGGAGGCACUAGUCUGGACAGCCGUAUUGCCAUGUGGCUUUUUCUGUUAUGUAGCCUAUGUGUCAGAGGGAGGAGAGAGUGAGAGAGAAAAAGAGGGCUAAGAAUUUAUUUAUUUGUAAUGUUGAAUAAAUAAUUCAGCUGCUCCCUCGCCGUGGAGAAAGUGCUACCCAUUAUAUAGACCACGAGUCGAGUCCAUGACUGUGAAAUAUUUGAUUGGGGUCUAGAUAAUAGUGAUACCACUCUCCAUUCACCGCGCUAUUUCUUUUCAUAUUUCAAUUCACGCCAAUCUUGCUUCCCUCCUUUUCCUUCUUCUUUUCAAUUCCUUUCUCCUCUCUUUUCUAUUUACCUCUCCAAACCUCUCAGCGAAUCCCAAUUACAAUGGAGCAGACUCAAAGCGGUCCAGGACUGCUUACACUCGCCAGCAGGUCUUAGAACUGGAGAAGGAGUUCCACUAUAACCGCUACCUAACUCGGCGAAGACGCAUCGAGAUUGCCCACACACUGGUUCUCUCCGAGCGCCAGAUCAAAAUUUGGUUUCAGAACCGAAGGAUGAAGUGGAAAAAAGACCAUAGGCUACCCAACACGAAAGUGAGAUCCUCUUCCAACGCUAGCGCGAUCUCCGGGUCCACCACAGCGUCAACAACAGCCAGCACUCUCCCUUGUGCGGUGGGCUCUAACACCGUGCCAGCUUCCGAGGAACUCUCUCGAGUGUCGGUAGUCGAACGAAACCAGGAUAUUACAAGGUUAUAG
This is a messenger RNA of Coregonus sp. 'balchen', 1397 nucleotides long. Lineage: Eukaryota; Metazoa; Chordata; Actinopteri; Salmoniformes; Salmonidae. The record is from the annotation of a GenBank genome assembly.